CGGCAGACAGAUAGUUCUGUAACGGAAACUUAUUAGUUUUUUAUUUGUUUUCGGCAUUCCCAAUUGAGUAGUUAAUCACAAAUAUGCCAGACGGCUUAAACAAAAUAUUCUUUCUUCUGCUGAUAACUCAACAAUCCACUAUAUGUAACGGAAAGAAGAACUUUGCCUUCAGCGUGGUCUAUAUGAACGCAUCCUCCAAUCCCGAUAAAAUGAGUGAUUUUAAGUAUAAUUACCACAAUGAAAACCCUAAGGCAAAGUUAUUUUAUGAGUUCAAAUUUAAAGAAACUAUUACACAUUUAACAGCACAUUCAAAAAUCGAUAUGUUGCAUGCUGAUAAUAGGAAAUUCAAUCUUUUGGAUGUUACUCUGGAUGUUUGCCAAUUAUAUGGAUUAUUCAAGUCGAAAAAUCGUAUAUUGCAAAUUUGUUCGCGAGAACUAAAGCGAGUAACAAACUACAGGGACUGCCCAAUCUUGCCGAACAAGACUAUAUGCAUUAAAAAUUACACCAUUGAUCCAGAUUCGUUUCCAUCCUUUCUGCCGUCAUUCUAUUGGAUUGCAGAAAUACAUUUAACAGCGAACAAAGUACACUGUGCUUCCACAUUUUUUAAGGGGAAAAUCUACAAAGUGUGAAAUUGAACAAAGGCUAGCAAAGUUGAGCGCCUUAGCCGAACAGAAUUUUUCUCAUACCCUUUAAUUUUACUUGCAAAAUGUUUGCUACUUUGAUUCAUCCAUUUGUACGAAAUAUAAGAAAUUUUGCGUCAUUUAUAAUAGAACGUCUACAAAUUAAAAUUAUAUGGCAGUUAGGCGCGGUGAUUGACCAAUUUCUCUUAUUUGCAAUACCAACCUUACUCGGAAAAAGUGAGAGCAAAGUGUGAUAGUAGUGUACCAAAUUUCAUUCAAAUAUGUAUCAACCCAUACCUACAAUAUACUAUACUUAUAUAUUGAAAUAAA
Messenger RNA from Anastrepha obliqua, 950 nucleotides. RefSeq lists its product as uncharacterized. The coding region runs from base 84 to 629 and encodes 181 amino acids. The record is from RefSeq and is a predicted model, not a curated record. Lineage: Eukaryota; Metazoa; Arthropoda; Insecta; Diptera; Tephritidae. The transcript is spliced from 3 exons.